Molecule: messenger RNA, 1398 nt
Organism: Notothenia coriiceps (black rockcod)
Lineage: Eukaryota; Metazoa; Chordata; Actinopteri; Perciformes; Nototheniidae
Product: E3 ubiquitin-protein ligase RNF185-like
Exons: 2
Coding region: 107-361 (84 amino acids)
Source: RefSeq, a predicted model, not a curated record
UUAGGGCGGACGUGUGGAAACGUCUCUUGAGAAUGAUGAAAAACGUCAGUGUGUGUUGCGUCACAUCUCUCUGACUGUAUGGUAAACUCCAUUGUGAAGAGAAUUCAUGCACAGCUUCAUGUUGGUGAUGAAAUAUGUUUCACAGGGCUUUCAAGGGUUUGGCUUUGGAGAUGGGGGUUUCCAGAUGUCAUUUGGAAUCGGUGCCUUUCCAUUUGGUAUUUUUGCUACAGCUUUUAACAUCAACGACGGCAGACCACCUCCAGCGGCCCCUGGGACACCGCAGCACAUGGACGAACAGUUUCUGUCUCGACUCUUCCUGUUUGUCGCUCUGGUGAUUAUGUUUUGGCUGCUGAUUGCAUAAAUACACUAACUCUGGCUUACCUAGAACAUUUUAAAAGAGAUGCAACAUUAUGGCACAUCAUAAUGGUUUGCACCAAUGUGAUUAUGCCUUGACAUAUUUUUCCCUCCUUGACUCAAAGCCAUUUUUCUAAAUAAAAACAAGUGUUAACCCAAGGCAAACAUCUCUUAAGGUGAACCACACAACCUCCGUGGAAACAUUUUUUAAAUCAUCAUUCAAUUGUUCUCUGUGUUCUCUUUUUUGAGUAUUAUUUGGUAUUACUCCUGAAUUCAAAUAUAUUCUCUGCUAAUCAAAAUAAGACCAGCAGUGCUCUGAGAUCAUUCACUUUGAUCCUCAUGCAUACAUAUAUUCAUAUAUGAUCCCUAUGACCCUUUUCAGGUAACUAUUAUUGUAUUAAUUUGGCCCUAUUCUAAUUGACAGCCAUUGCAAGAAGAGCACCGAUGUUACUAACAAUAUUAACAAUGUCUCUGUUUUUCUCAAGUGUUCAAGAAAACCAUGACAGUUUGAUCGUUAAUAUUAUUAUUUACACCUGUGUUCUUUUACUGUUGCAUCUUGUCAAAUGUCUUCCAUAAAACCCGCUCAACAGGUUUCAAAGAAUCCUUCUGAGUUACACACUGAGUACAAGCAGGCGACUGACUCCCUGUUGUCUCUCUUCAUCUAUAUACUUCAAAUGCUUUUUGUUUUGAUCUAGCUCUACCUGAUCUCACAAAUAAUGCAUUUCAUCUGCAAAUAUUGACCAAAUCAUACACAGUCUGUUGAGUCAAAACAAUGUUAGAAAUGUUCUCUUUAUUUCGGAUUGAAAAGAAAUAUGUUGAUGCAUGUUAGCAGCUCAAAUAUUAACUUAUGAAACGGUGUUCCUCUCCAAAUCGUUUUUUUCCCUCAUUUUUCUCUGUCACUGUAAUUUAAUGUAAAAUACUGUAGAUUAUUACAGAAUUAUUACUGAAAUGAAGAUUUGCUGGUUGAACCUGAAACCACCUUUCAAAAUGUGAAUUCAUUCUAUUGACAGUAAAGCUAUGUAAAUAAAAAAUUGUUAAAUCAUA